Messenger RNA from Gadus chalcogrammus (walleye pollock), 2251 nucleotides. RefSeq names its product ELKS/Rab6-interacting/CAST family member 1-like. Gene Ontology annotation, molecular function: structural constituent of presynaptic active zone. The transcript has 8 exons. NCBI's taxonomy places the organism in Eukaryota, Metazoa, Chordata, Actinopteri, Gadiformes, Gadidae. Bases 962 to 2251 code for a protein of 429 amino acids. Gene Ontology annotation, biological process: regulation of synaptic plasticity; neuromuscular synaptic transmission; maintenance of presynaptic active zone structure. The record is from RefSeq and is a predicted model, not a curated record. Gene Ontology annotation, cellular component: cytoskeleton of presynaptic active zone.
GGAGAGCCCGAGCAGUCAGCCUGGCUUUGGGGAAGCCGCUGGUUUACUAGAGCUGGUAGAGCCAUACUAUAGCUGGUAGAGCCAUACAAGAGCUGGUAGAGCCAUACUAUAGCUGGUAGAGCCAUAAUAUAGCUGGUAGUAUAAACUAGAGCUGGUAGAGCCAUACUAGAGCUGGUAGAGCCAUACUAGAGCUGGUAGUAUACUAGAGCUGGCGAAACGGAAAAGCAGCAGGAGGAAGCACUACGAGGCGCGGACACGACACACAUCUCUCCCACAGCUUCUAACGCGUUAACUAGCAGCUCUCGGGUCGGGAAGUAUUCGGUGAUCGCGAUGGCACCUGGCGUUUGGAAAUGGUUCUCCUCAGAAGGAGCCGUGCUGCAGCAGUAGAAGUGGACUCAGACCACCUCGCCGCACCCCUCUCCUCUCCGGACCCCGUUCCAGGUGAUCACGUCAGCAUCCUCCCAGACCAACUCGUCAUCGCUCACCCCGGUCCCUUCAUCAGCUCCUGAAGGGACACCAACGCUAGCUCACUGAUGACCUGAUGGGUUACAGCGACGUCGACAGAGAGGCCUUUCUGCUGCCAGUUGUACGCUCACAUCAGAGUAGACACCCUGCCCUCUCAGCCUCAUCCCAGAGGCAGGUUUGAGCUGUUACUCACUCUUUACCUGCACCUUGUGGUACAUCGGUGUGCGACUGACGGACCUGUCCCGAAUGGCGUCUGUUGACUCCAGGCUUGCCUGAAGGACCGCGAGCUCCCUGGGAUCCAGCCCAACUCUGACCGUCAGUACGCCCGUCUGCCUCUUCCAGAGGUUAUUCCUCCUCCAGCUGAACCACCAUCCCGCACCACGGCCCCGCGUCUCCACGGCCCCGCGUCUCCACGGCCACCUCCCUCCAACCGCAACCAGAACCACCUCGACUGCCGCCCCCUCUAGUGUGAAGCUCCUCCCCCGCUCCGCUCGCCAUGUACGGCAGCGCCCGCUCCGUCUCCAAGCAGGAGACGGUCGGCGCCAACGGGGGCGGCGGCUCUGGCGCGUCGGGCAGCCCCGGCCGCUCCCCCCGCCUACCCCGCUCGCCGCGCCUGGGCCACCGCCGCAACGGCAGCGGCGGCGGCGCCGGCGGCCUCACGGGCUCCUGCAAGACGCUGUCCAUGGAGAACAUCCAGUCCCUGAACGCCGCCUACGCCACCUCCGGGCCCAUGUACUUCACCGACCACGGCGACGAGCCCGCCCUGGGCCUGGGGGCCAGCAUGGGCUCCGGGCUGAACCCCGCCCCGCCCAAGGGCACCAUGACCCUGGGGAGGGCCGCGGCCCGGCUGCCCUUCGGGGCCCGGGGGGCCCUGAUGGGGAGCAGCCCCAACAUCAACGCCGGGGGCCUGGGGGGCGGGGGCCUGCCAAGUGACGCCAUCGCGUUCGGCGGGGAGAUCCACGGGCACGCCUCCCAGGGCGCCACGGUACCGCACUCCAUGAGACAGGUGCGUGAAGGUGCGAUGUCUGACCUCCAGACACAGUUGAGGGAGGUGCUCAGAGAGAAUGAACUCCUACGAAGAGAGCUGGAGGCCAAAGAGUCCAAGCUGAGCUCCUCCAUGAACUCCAUCAAGACGUUCUGGAGCCCCGAGCUGAAGAAGGAGAGAGCCCUGCGGAAGGACGAGGCCACCAAGAUGUCUGUGUGGAGAGAGCAGUACGGGGUUGUGCAGGACGAGAGCCAGCACCUGCAGGUCACCAUCCAGGCCCUGCAGGACGAGCUCCACAUCCAGCGGGACCUCAACCAGCUGCUGAACACGGACUACGGGGAGGGCGGCGGCCUGGGCGAGAUGACCGAGGAGAACUUUCUGCGGCUGCACAGCGACUACGAGCGGCAAGCCAAGGAACUCUUCCUCCUGAGGAAGACCCUGGAGGAGAUGGAGCUGCGCAUCGACACGCAGAAGCACACACUCAACGCCAGGGACGAGUCCAUCAAGAAGCUGCUGGAGAUGCUGCAGAGCAAAGGGCUGUCGUCAAGGGCAACCGAGGAGGACCACGAACUCACGAGGCGAUUGGCCGACGCAGAGAUGACCAUCCACCAUCUAGAGGGCCUAUUGGAGCAGAAGGACAAGGAGACGCUGCAGCUCAGAGAGGUACCCCCCUCCCGCCACUCCUCCCUGCGCCUCUCCCCCUCCUUCCCCUCCCCCUCCCCCCCCUCCCCCGCCCUGUGGGGGUCCUCCCUGCCCCGCCGCCCCCCCUUCCUGUUCCCCUCCAUCGGGAUCCUGUCCUGA